Molecule: messenger RNA, 1808 nt
Organism: Humulus lupulus (European hop)
Lineage: Eukaryota; Viridiplantae; Streptophyta; Magnoliopsida; Rosales; Cannabaceae
Product: WAT1-related protein At1g09380
Exons: 7
Coding region: 517-1665 (382 amino acids)
Cellular component (GO): plasma membrane
Molecular function (GO): transmembrane transporter activity
Source: RefSeq, a predicted model, not a curated record
CCCAUAUGUAUAUAUAAAUAUACAUGUAAUUUUGUGGGGUGACGUGGAACAGGGUAUGUGGCUUCUUGAAGGGGUUUGAUAUUUGAGAUAAACAAACUAAGUAUAGCCAAAGACAAAACUGAAAGGCAGCGCCUUUAGUGUAAGUAGUGGCAAUCGGUUUGGCUUUUAGCCCAUGCAGGAGCACAAGUGUGUUGUUACAAGAAAUGAUAAUAAGCUAUAUAGUAUUCAUUAAUAUUUUUCUUCUCCUUUUUUCAUGUAACAUAUUCUUUCUUUUGUUUUGUUUUCUUUUCUUUUACUUUCCGUUGAGCAUCUAUGUCUAUAUAUGUGAACCCAACUCAUUUCUUAUUCUUCAUAUCAUCAUAUCUCUCUCUCUCUAGUUCUUUGUACUAGUUUUUUUUUUCUUUCUUUCUGAGCUCUCCCUAUAUAUAAAUAGAGAGAGAGAGAGAGAGAGAGAGAGAGAGAGAGAGUGUAGUGUUAGCUCAUACAUAUAUAUAUUAUUAUAAUACUAUUAGCAAGAUGGGAAUAAACUCAAGAGUAGGAGAUUGUAUGCCAUUCUUGGUAAUGGUUCUAGUGCAAGUUUGCUAUGCAGGGAUGAAUGUUACGUCCAAGGUUGCCUUGGAAUCUGGCAUGACCCCUCUUGUUCUUGUCUCUUAUCGCCAAAUAUUUGCCACGGUAGCCAUUGCUCCCUUCAGCUUUCUGAUGGAAUGGAAAACAAGGCCGAAGAUCACACGGCCUAUUUUGUUCCAGAUUUUCUUUUGUUCUUUGACUGGGGCUGUAGCUAAUCAAGUGUUUUACUUCAUUGGUUUAAAAUACUCAACGGCAAUCAUUGCUAGUGCAUUGUCCAACAUUCUCCCAGCAGUCACAUUCCUCCUCGCUGUCCUUUUCAGACAAGAAUCAGCAGAGAUAAGGAAGAAGGAAGGAUUAGCUAAGGUGGUUGGAACAUUGCUCUGCGUAGGGGGAGCCAUGUUAUUGUCGUUUUACCAUGGUCAAACUAUCAAUCUGGGUCAAUCCAAUAUUCACUGGUCGUAUCUUGACAAAGCCAGAGUCCCAACUAGUUCUAGUACUUCCACCACACCCACCACAAACCCACUAUUAGGCCCUCUUUUCAUCAUACUAAGCACCAUUGGUUGGGCUGCAUGGUUCAUCAUACAGGCUGGACUGAGUGAGAAGUUCCCGGCUCCAUACACAACGACGACGUUGAUGUGCUCGAUGGCCAGCGUGGAGUGUGGGGCCAUCGGCUUUAUUGUCGAACGCAACAUGUCCGCUUGGUCAUUGACCAAUAACAUUUGGCUUGUUGCUUCCCUCUACGCGGGAGUUUUGGGUUCAGCAGUGGCAUUUUUCCUAACGUCGUGGAGUAUACAAAGAAAAGGUCCCCUCUACGUGUCUGUGUUUAGUCCCAUGUUACUCAUCGUGGUGGCUAUUCUCAGUUGGGCUCUGCUAUCUGAGAAAAUUUAUGUUGGAACGGUGGUAGGGUCAAUUUUGAUAAUUGGGGGGCUUUAUGCUGUUCUAUGGGGGAAGAACAAGGAGAUGAAACUACAACAAGAUGUGAAAGCACCAAAGCUAGUGGAGGAGAAGGAAUAUGAUAUCAAUAGUGACUUGGAAUUACAAACCACGCCUUAUGUUCAUUAUCCCAAAUGCAACCAUAACCAAGAGGACAUUAAUUAGAGAUUAAAAAUUAAAAUAAAGAAAAAGAAGCAGCACUAUAUAUCUAGAAUUAUUAUUACCACUGGUCUCUCGGUAACUUAAUUUAUUUUUAUAAUGAUAUUUGUGAAUGUACUUUGUAUUUGUCACUUUAUUCAGUAAUUUGG